UGACCACCUUCCAAAGCCUCAUGUGUCCUCCGCGAACAGAUUGGCCGGUUCGUGGUGGUCUACCUCGAUGACAUUCUGAUGUUCAGCAAGUCCAUGGAGGAACACCUCAAGCACCUUGAGGAGGUACUGACCAUCCUCAAGAAGACGCAACUCCAUCUCAACUUAGAGAAAUCUGAGUUUGGGAAGGAUAGUGUCAUCUAUCUUGGGCACCGGUUGUCUACUGCAGGCCUAGAGCCUGAAGCAACCAAGGUGGAGGUCAUACGCAACUGGCCUCAGCCCGUGAACAUUCGCGAACUCCGUUCUUUUCUUGGUCUCGCGUCAUACUAUCGGAAGUUUGUGCCCCGCUUCUCCAUUGUUGCGCGUCCUUUGUCUCGACUAACAAGUAAGAAUGUUCCCUACUCUUGGGACACCGCGUGCAUGACCGCCUUUCAAGCCUUGAAGGACGCCUUGGUAAGUUACCCGGUACUCCGCAUUGCAGAUCCCAAACUGACAUUUGUAGUUACCACGGAUGCAAGUCAGUAUGGAAUCGGUGCAGUGCUGCAACAAGAUGACGGCGAUGGCUUGAGGCCACUCAAGUACUACAGCAAACGCAUGCCUAGCGUAAAGUUUGAUUGGCCUAGCAUGAAAGGGACUGCUGAAAAGUUUGUGGCUGAAUGUCAAGUCUGUCAACGAAUCAAACCAUGCAGACAAAAGUCGAUGGGGCUACUCACACCCCUACCCAUUCUCGAUGGUCCCGGGGAGUCGGUCUCCGUCGACUUCACCGACAUGGGAAAGGCAAGUAAGAACGGCUACUCACAGGUCAUGGUGAUUGUUGACCGAUUCUCUAAGUUCCUCAACCUGAUCCCUUUGCCGCCUCAUGCCCCAACAGAACUAGUGAUUCAUGAAUUCCAACAGGAGUACAUUCGGCAGUUCGGAACCCCGAAGACUCUUGUGAGCGAUCGGGAUCCGCGCUUCAUUAGUACUGAAUGGAAGGACUUCACGUCUCAGUUGGGGAUCAAGCUGUGUAUGACAUCUGGCCGACACACCGAAGCCAACGGUUUGGCUGCGGAGAUCAACCAGACUGUGUUUCGACUUCUUCGCGCUUUGAUUAUCCCGGAUCAGGAAACAUGGGAUGAAGAGCUGUAUUCCGUUAAGGGGUUAUACAACAACUCCGUCCACUCCGCCAGAGGUGUCAGUGGUGACAUAGAAAUGGCGAGUGGGGUCGGCGAUCUUGAGGACAGGGGCCGUGGUAAUGGUUUGCUUGAAUCGAAAGGAACGGGGGAUUUCCCCGUCUCGGUGAACGAUCUGCGCGAGGGUGUUGAAGCUGAGGUUAUGGGGGGUGGUGUCGUAGCAGGCGGUGUGCUGGAUGCGCCGGAUGAGGGAGGAGGUGGAGGGAACGGAACGAUGGUGGGAAUUGAAGGGUUGGUGGAUAUGGCGGUAGGAGUGGAGGAGGUCGGCGGGGGGGUGUUGCUGGAGGCGGCUGUGGAGGAGGGAGUGGUUUGCGCUGUGGAGGUUGGAGUGGUUUGCACUGUGGAGGUUGGAGUGGUUUGCACUGUGGGGUUUGGAGUGGUUUGCGCAGUGGUGACGACCGUGAUGGAGGGGGUGGUCCCUUCGAGCGUGGUGACGCGAUCGCAUAAGGACGACACGUUGGCCUUUAUGUCGUCGAGAGAGGCGGUGACGGAGGUUUGGAAGGUGUUGAGUGCGUGGAGGAUGGCGGAGAGGUCCGGGGUGGCGGUGUUUGCUGGUGGUUGUUCGCCGGCGAGGUUGCGGGCGAUGCUAUCGACUGAGUCGGUGCGGAUGUCAGACAUGUUGGUGGAGGAUGCGGCCAUGUCGGGGGAAGAGGGGGUGGAGGACGUGGCCUGAACGGGGGUGGAAGAUGCAGCAGCAGCGGUGGCGGCGGCGGCAGCACGUUGGGAGUUCUUGGUUUGGCGUGGUGGC
Chara braunii is the source of this 1917-nucleotide messenger RNA. The record is from the annotation of a GenBank genome assembly. NCBI's taxonomy places the organism in Eukaryota, Viridiplantae, Streptophyta, Charophyceae, Charales, Characeae.